CCUCUGGGUUACUCUUGGGUGUCAUACAGUGUCUGAUGAAUAUAUGGAAACCUUUCACGAGGAGAUUUCCAAAUUUCUCAGAGCAAUGGAGGAUACAGCAAGACAGAACUCUCUGUUUCGGCGACGGGAAUAUACUAUGGGAACUGUGAACGCCACGCCUACUUACAGUUUCUGUUUCAUACAGACAAGCUAAAUUUGUGUAUAUUGCCAAUAGAUUUAGAAAUAGGAAACGUGAAUAUUGGUGUAACUAUUUGUACCAUCAAUAUGGGAUUCAAAUACAGCACCAGCCUUGGUGAGCCGCGGCAGCCAACAUUCAACACGGUGACGGCGGGUCGGGCCGCGGGGAGGCGCACACCGUAGGUAAUUACCACUCAGAGCUUGACUUCGCCUUAAGAUAAGAAGCAGGCCGCUGCAGGCUCGUUCUGUCCUGACCGAGGAGCGCCAGCGUCCCUGCCUUAUCGCUGACCACUUUCCUCCAUAUAAAAACUGGCUCCAUACUUCAUCCACUUGGAGAGCUAAGGGACGGGCUGGCCACGUCGCUCUGACACUGGCGGCCCGGUCCUCUCACCUGCGAGCAUCUAUGUUUCCUUCGUCACAAACAACAAUAGUGACGACGGCGGGAUAUUCUGCUUUCGGUCAGACUGGAGCGCUAGACAAAGGCAAGCUACUGGAGAGCCUGAAGAACAACGGAGUUGGAGGCGGAGGGGGUGAGGGUGGAGGAGAGCCGCCGACGCCCCCACACACCCCACAGCGAGAAAACAUCAACAUAGCGACCAGCGAGGGAAUCGCCAUCCGGCCGCCGCCCCCGCCCCUCGACCCCCUCCAGCAGCAGGCGCUCCAGGCCAGGAUGCUGGGUGGAGGAAACUUUUCGACCCUCCUAACUCUGGCAGCUCUUCAGGAGGGCAAAGGCGGUCACGGCGUCCCUCUGCCGCCCACCCUGGAUCCACACAAGAACAUCCCCACCACGCCCACCACGUCCACCACAGUGACUCCGGGGCUAGCGGGCCUGUCCUUGGGGUCCGUGGGGCCGGCACCCUCCCAGCUCCUCACCGGCAGCAUGGGAGUGCGAGACGCCCUCGCCAAACCCCAAAUCGAUUAUUCCCGCUAUGUGAAGCCCUUCAGUUCGGCGCUUGAGUGCGGUAACCUCUCUUGCAGGGAACACAAUUUAAGAGAACACUUCCAUUGUCUCGAGUGCAGCUGCAAAGUGUUCAGCAAGAAGGAGGAAAUGAUUCGACACUUCAAAUGGCACAAGAAGCGGGAUGAGAGCCUCCAGCACGGCUUCAUGCGCUACUCUCCCUCAGACGACUGUAGUGACCGCUUCUCGAACUGCUCCCACAACCGAAAGCAAACGCAUUACCACUGCCUCAAGGAGAGCUGCGACAAGGUUUACAUAAGUACUUCAGACGUCCAGAUGCACGCUAACUACCAUCGCAAGGAUUCAGCCAUCUUGCAGGAGGGCUUCCAGAGGUUCCGCGCCUCUGAAGAUUGCGGCCUGCCGGCGUGUGCCUUCAGCGGGCAGCGCACCACCCACUUCCAUUGCAUGAGGAGUACCUGCCAAUACACCUUCAAAAACAAAGCUGAUAUGGUGAGUGACCUGAAUUCAACGAUCUAUUUUCAUCUCUGUGCAGAGAAGCAUAAGACGUACCACAUAAAGGAUGAGCAACUCACCAAGGACGGCUUUAAAAAGUUUAUGAAGCAAGAGGAAUGUCCUUACGAAGGCUGCAAGUUUUCACGGGUCGUCAACCACAUACACUGCAUCAGACCGGAGUGUAACUACGUCCUGCACUCCUCCGGCCAGAUCUUUGCCCACAAGAGAAAACAUGAACGCCAAGAUCACGAGAGAGCUUACAGGAAAUACAAGCUUGCGCAGACCAUGCUUGGAGUACCUGAGGGUCAUCCAGCCCUCGCUCCUCUCCUACACGAGGCACUGCGCCCUCUUGGUUCAUAUGGAGGACCCCUUGUCAAUCCCCUUAUUGGUCCUAUGGGAGGCCCCUUGGCUGGUGUUCCCAUGUGUCCUAGUGACCAGAGAAGUGAAGAUUCCUCGUCCCCAUUAGGGCCGUGUCCCACCCCCAGCACCCCUGGCACCCCUGGUCCCAUGCCUUCCGGUCUUCAACGUACCCCCGGCUUCUUGAUGGGGGGUUUUCCUCCACCAGGUCUUGCUGAAUCCCAGCAUCCGUUGGCACGCCUCUUGGGUGUUACUCCACCAGCAGCUCAUGGCCUUUUCCCUGGGGGCUCUGCCACCAGCUCAGCGUCCACGCCAUGCUCCUCCUCCUCAGGACCAGCAUCUCCUGUAGACCUGAGCCUGGGAAUGGGAGCUGGCGAGGACAGAGACUGGGAACGAUGGCUGAGAUACAUCGGGAGAGACGACCCGUGUCACCCGGGCUGUGACUUAUCCAACGUGGAGCACUGGCACUGUGAUGAAUGUGAGACAGUGUUCCGUGGCCGCGAGAGUGCACGGGAGCAUGGACGAGUGCACGAGCAGCAAACACUGAUCACUGAUGAACAUUACACCAUGGUGACCCCGGCCGAUGACCCUCGCCCCUGUCCCCCUGACUGCCCCAUCCAGGACCACGCCGACCACUACCAUUGUAACUGGGAAAGUUGUGGCGAGGCCAUCCUGGCAGCAGGGGACAAACCCUUCCGCCGACUGGAGCACUUCAGGAUGCACGACUACGCCCGCCGCCUCACUCUGGCAGCCCCGGGUUCAGGCGGUCCUAUGGGUGUGGCCUCCGUCACUUCUGUCGACGCCAUGUUCAAACGUAAACGCGGAAGACCGCCGAAGAACAGGGUGAUCGAGGUGUGGAAUGACUACCUCCCGGUAUCGAGUGGCCAUGACUCUCCGCAAGCCAUCUUUACCAGCUUUAAAUUGCCUAAGAACUCUCCUCCACCUCAUGGGGCAGUUGGAUUACCUAUGGGUCCACAUCCCAUGACGCCACUGGGACACUUAGCACAGAUGGGACGCGAGGCCUCACCGCCGCGAUUAUCCAUUCCUUGCAGCACCAGCACCAGCUGCACCACCACAACCACCAUUAGCCCUUGUGCCACCGCGGUUCCAUCAGCCACACCCGGAGGCCCCCAGCCAGUCCUCCUGCCCAUUAACGGCCCGCUGCUCGUUAAUCCGCUCCAGCCACAGGCGGAGAUAAUGGACGGGUUUUAUCCGUUUGGUGAAGGCGUGCCCUGCCCGGACCAACUUUGCCCUCUGCUCGGUCGCCGUCACUACCACUGUGCUCACCCUCGUUGCCUCUAUGUCACCUCACAUGCCGAUGUUCUGACCCUUCAUGCCCACGACUUUCACGAAAACACACCCAUCCCUGAAGGCUUCAUCGCCAUCGACCGCAAUAUUGACUGCCGCUCACCCAACUGUCAAAGCAAUAAGGUGAAUAAGCACUACCACUGCACCCGCUGCGGUUUCUCCUUCGUACGCUACCAGACCCUUGAGUCUCACGCAGAGAAGCAUCAACAGGAGGAAGAAGGAGGCUCCUCUCACAGCCUUGGCCCUCAGUCUCCCAUCUACCUGAAGAAGCCGCGUCCUGACAGUCCCAUGGACACUCCCGCUGCCAGUGGGGACCCUGAGUCCCCCAACAAGGCACAAGAUUUUUCCCCUCCAGUGGUGAAGUCAUCAGGGACCUUCUACCCACUGUCACCCUUUCCUGUGUCGACUCCAGCCAACAUGAGACCAUCAUCAAACUCUCGAGGAGAAGCUGGAGCCCUUGUAACGCCCAUUCCGCCAUCAUCACGUCCUCAGAACUCGACAACAUAUACGCUCCCAGUGUCCGGCAGCCUUACCAUCACCGCCACCCGCCGCUCACCCCUUCCUCCGGAUAUGCACUCACCCAUUAGAGACCGCAUGGAACAGGCUGAGUCAGAGGAACGUCCAGACCAAGAAUCUGAUCAGCUUCGUCCUAUGAGUCAACAAGGAGACCUUUACCCGAGCCGCAUCCUACCGAAUCUAAACCGAGAGCAGGCACCACUGGCAGCAGCUGCUGCUGCAGCAGCCGCAGCAGCAGCAGUAGCUCUGGGAUCUGACUGGCACAUUCCAGAGCGCCACCCGCAGUACGGUCCAGAAUUUUCAUGUGGAAGGCCUUUCUGCAAACUGAAGAAGAAGGAACAUUUCCAUUGCCAAAUUUGCAAUCAGGCCUUCAGUGAAUAUGAAAGGUUAAAACCUCAUCUUCUUAAACACGCAACUGGCGGCCCAAUGAACCCACUUGGGUUCUCCAACACGGGAGACGAAGAAGUGGAAGCUUCAGCAGAGCAAGAAGAAGAUGGAACAAAUGUUCAACCUAAAGCGGAGGUCAAUGAUCAUCCUAGUAGUCCAAGAAGCCCAAUUAAUACAUCAAGCUUCAUGGGUACAACACCAAGCAUCUCCAUCAGCAGCCCAAGGCAGCUCAACAGCAAUGCCAUUAACAGUAGCAGCGGCCUCACUGGACCACAGACAGUACCACAGUUCCCACUCGUGUACACUCAGGCUACAAGCUUCCCUGGCCUCCCAUCUCCAUUCGGACCUCAUUUAGGCAUGGCGGGAAUGUUUCCUGGUUCCUUACCACGCAUGCUACCUCCAGCUGCCUGGCAGGUCCAUCCAACUCUCGCUGCUAUGGCCCACCAGAACCUCAUGUUUCCAGGAGUUCGUCCGAACGGGGAUCUGACUCACGGAUCACCAGGACAUGGAGGACUGUCGGGCCUGCACGGAUCUGGGCCAGAUCCUAACCCACUUUUAUCCUCCUCUCUUGGAACCUCCCCACACUUGGCCAUGCUGGGAAAGAGACUUGGAGCCGACGACUUCAACUCUCAAGAGGCCAAGAAGAUACGAUCCAACACCUCUUUACGUUUGCUCAAGGAUGAGCCAGUGCCAGAUGGUUAUAUUCGCUUCAGGUUCAACGAAGAUUGUCAGUAUCCCCACUGCGGGUACCGGGAGCACCAGACUCAUUUCCACUGCAUGAGGAAAGACUGCGGUUACUCCUUCUGCGAUAAGACGCGCUUUGUGCAGCACACGGCGCGCCACGAGCGGCUAGACACCCUCAUGGGGGGAGAUUUCAAUCAAUUCCGUUCAAAUGUCUCCUGCGGCCGUCCUGACUGUGUGUACGCCUCCAUGAUAGGGCAACAACAGAACAAGGCGUCGCAUUUCCAUUGCCUCAAGUGUGAUUUCGUUUGCACCGACACCAACAAGGUGGUGGCGCACCGCAGGCAACACCAGAAACGUGAUUCUAUCAAUGCUGCGGGCUUUGAGAAGUUCACACCGUCCCAGCCCUGCGGCAUCCAAGGCUGCAACCACAACCAGAAACAGACCCAUUACCAUUGCCUCAAGUGCCAGUAUUCGGUGUUAGGUCUCAGUCAGAUGUCUGCACAUAAAUUCCGACAUCUGGAAUGAAAUUUAUUUGGGGAGUAAUCUGCGGAGAGGCUCCCCGUGUCUCCAUCGGAGGCAUUGCAACAAUUAUUUCGUGUGCGUGUGUGUGUGUGUGUGUGUGUGUGUGUGUGUGUGUGUGUGUGUGUGUGUGUGUGUGUGUGUGUGUGUUCUUCCGUGAAUGAGUAUGUGCGUGCGCUACACGCUCACGAAUGUGUGUGUGUGUGUGUGUGUGUGUGUGUGUGUGUGUGUGUGUGUGUGUGUGUGUGUGUGUGCGUGUGUGUGUGUGUGUGUGUGUGUGUGUGUGUGUGUGUGUGUGUGUGUGUGUGUGUGUGUGU
Scylla paramamosain (green mud crab) is the source of this 5676-nucleotide messenger RNA. RefSeq names its product zinc finger protein castor homolog 1-like. The transcript is spliced from 16 exons. Gene Ontology annotation, biological process: regulation of neuron differentiation; positive regulation of transcription by RNA polymerase II. Gene Ontology annotation, cellular component: nucleus. NCBI's taxonomy places the organism in Eukaryota, Metazoa, Arthropoda, Malacostraca, Decapoda, Portunidae. The coding region runs from base 581 to 5365 and encodes 1594 amino acids. The record is from RefSeq and is a predicted model, not a curated record. Gene Ontology annotation, molecular function: RNA polymerase II transcription regulatory region sequence-specific DNA binding; DNA-binding transcription factor activity, RNA polymerase II-specific.